GCGCGUGUCUCGACCGCUGUCUGGACCCUUUUCCUCUUUCUGUGAUGAAGAGGGAGGUUGUCGGUUAGGCUACGCGCCCCGCUGAGUGGCAAUUUCAUCUCAUAUUUACAAACUGAUAAGCUUUCUCGUGCAUUUCUUCUAAAUAUGCGCUUCUAUGUGACGCGUUAGCUUAUAAGAGUGCGAAAAAAGCGCGUCCCGUCUUGGCCGGUCUCUGUUUGUGUGCAUGCCUGUGUGUGUGCGAGUGUGUGUGUGUGAUUGUGUGCAACAUAACCGGCUUAUUUACAUUAAAUACGCCACAAGGUUACAGUGCAGAUGAGCGUCAUUUUAUCACUCAUUACUUCUCUCUUAUACUGACUGAUGCUCGCGCUCUCCGCUCAUCUCACUGGACUUUUUCUCGAGGAUACAAGACUUCGCAUACUUUCCCCCAAAAGCUGACUGUGUGUCCCGGUCCUUGGUCUCUCACAGAGUAAAGACUCAUCGCAGCUGUCAUCGCUUGUUGCCGUACAGACUCAGUGGCGGGGUGAGUCACGGUCUCUUCAACCUGACGGGCCCCGGACCAGUAUGCAGUUAGAGUGAUCAGCUUCCUGAUACACAGAGGGACAGACAGAAAGUGUAUGUAAAGUUAUGAAGGAAGGCCAGCAGGUCCCCCCUCCUCCUCCUCCCCCUGCUCGCCUGGCCGGCGAAUCUCCUUGGGAAUGCAACACCCGCCUCAGGAUGGAGGACUCUAGUUUGUGCCUUGGUGUAUCCUCGGUGGUCUCAGAUGCUGACACCCAUCUCAGCAACGCAGUACUUAACGGUCGCUACCCAAUCAGUCAGAAACUGCAUCAGCUGACUGCUCAGCUGGGUCAUGCCUUUCCUGAACUACAGAGUCGCCAGCAGAUCCCAGAGGAAAAGGCAGCAACCCCACUGGAUGAGAAAACCCAUGCUGCCUUAGCUAGUCAGCCAAUCAGCAGUCAGAUGGCCUUACUGGCCAAUCAGCUCAAUCGUGACAUGGAUGUGGGCGCCUUGAGUGGUCUCAAUGGCCGUGUUGAUUUGCAACAAUUUCUCAAUGGACAGAAUUUAGGAAUCAUGUCUCAGAUGAAUGAUAUUGAAGAUGAUGCUCGCAAGAACCGCAAAUACCCCUGUCCUCUAUGUGGCAAGCGAUUCCGCUUUAACAGCAUUCUGUCACUUCAUAUGCGUACACACACUGGAGAGAAGCCUUUCAAAUGUCCAUAUUGUGACCACCGAGCUGCUCAGAAGGGUAAUCUGAAGAUCCACCUCCGCACCCAUAAGCUGGGAAAUCUUGGUAAGGGCCGUGGUCGUGUACGUGAGGAAAAUAGGCUUCUUCAUGAACUCGAAGAAAGAGCCAUUCUACGUGAUAAGCAAAUGAGGAACAGCUUGCUGCAGCCACCUCAACCGCUUCCACCCCACUUGGGUAUCCAGACUCACAGCCAACAACAGCCUGGCUCUGCCUGUGGCCUGCUCACUCCAACCAGUAUUGGUAACUCACCUGAGGGACUGACCCAGCCGUCUGCCUCACCUAAGCCUGCAAGUAACAACCUGCAAGACGAGCAAGCCCUCAACCCAGCCCAAGGAUACCGGUGCACUUUUUGCAAGGGUAAAUUUAAGAAGCGCGAGGAGCUAGACCGCCACAUUCGCAUUCUCCACAAACCCUACAAAUGUACCCUGUGUGAAUUUGCUGCUUCACAGGAGGAGGACCUGAUCAGCCAUGUGGAGAAAACGCAUAUUACCGCUGAAUCAGCCCAGGGACAGGGCACAGGAGCUGGCAAUGGAGAGAAACCCAGCAAUGAAUUCCGCUGUGAGGUUUGUGGCCAGGUUUUUAGUCAAGCUUGGUUUCUGAAAGGCCACAUGCGGAAACACAAGGACUCCUUUGAACAUUGCUGCCAGAUCUGUGGACGUCGCUUCAAGGAGCCCUGGUUCCUGAAGAAUCACAUGAAGGUGCAUCUCAACAAGCUGGCCAUCAAGAGCAAGCCUCCUGUUGGUGGAGGAGCUGAUGAUGAAGGACACUCUGUGAACAGCAUGAGCAGCCUUGCUCAAGAAGCUCAUGCAAACCUUUAUUCACGUUAUAUUUCUUGUUUGCAAAGUGGUUUCCUCACACCCGACAAACAAGGCCUGGUUGAACAGCAGCACCAGAUGCUGGCCAAAGCCGGUAUUGCAAUGAAGGAGAAGGAGAUGCUUGGAAAGCUCCUAAGUCCAAUGGCCAGCAUGGGCCAUGGCUUAGGGGAAAAUGAAAAGCGAUCACUCCUAGGUUGCCUGAACUUGGUGCCCCCCUUGAAGUCUAGCUGUAUGGAGCGCUUGCAAGCUGCAGCUAAGGUAGCAGAAAUGGACCCCCUAAACAGUUAUCAAGCCUGGCAAAUCAUGGCACGUGGAAUGGCAAUGGAACGCUCCUUCAUGCCAAAAGAACAGCACCAUGGUGGGCAUGGACAAGAAGAUGAACUUGUCAAUGCAGCUGGGAUUGUUCCCUUUGGUAAAGACAAGCCUGACCACCCAACCUUAGGCUCUACUGAUGUUUCCAAGCAGAAGCAACAUCCCGAUGUGCUUCAUGGAGUGAAGACAAGUGGAGGCAUGAUGCCCUUGAAAGAUGAAGGUUUAACCUUUGAUAGUCACCGUGAGUUCUUACCCCACCAUGGUGGUCUGGGCCUGGGCCAAGGGCUUGAGUACAGCCUAGCCAGCCUAAAGGAGAAAGCAACUGAGUGUCCUGACUGUGGCAGAGUCUUCAGAACCUACCAUCAGAUGGUGGUCCACUCUCGAGUGCACAACAAGGAUCGUCGAACCCUAGAAGACAGCUCCCAGCACAUUCUAGAUGAACGGCGCGGCUCAGCUAGCGACCCUGAAUCUCAGUCCAUCAGCCGAUCAACUACCCCAGGCUCCUCCAAUGUGACAGAGGAAAGUGGUGCUGGAGGCGGACACUCCCAGACAGGCAGUGUGCAGGAUGACAGUCCCCACCCUUCCUCUCCAUCCUCAGAUGUCGGGGAUGAGAUGGCGAAACCUGUGAGCGCUGUCCAGCCCCCCACUACUCAGCACCGGGACAGGAGUGUGGGUUCAAGCAUGAAGGACUGCCCCUACUGUGGCAAAUCUUUCCGCACCUCACACCAUUUGAAGGUCCAUUUAAGAAUACACACAGGUGAAAAGCCCUACAGGUGCCCUCACUGUGACUAUGCAGGCACUCAAUCAGCUUCUCUGAAGUACCACCUGGAGCGCCAUCACCGUGAGCGGCAGAACGGAAGUGGACCCUCGGCCAACCACCCUCCAUCAUCUGAACACAAGGAUGACCACAGCAAGAACAGCGGUGGUACUGGUGUUUUUGCUCGUCCUGAUGUCCUUCGCGGGGUCUUUAAAGGCAUGAUGCCCUCUGGUCUUGACUUCAGAGGAGGUCAAAUGCUUCCACACCAGUGGGCUCCACCAGGAAUGCUUUCACCCAGAGACAGAGAUCGUGAAAGAGAGCGCCAUGGACCAGGACCAGAGCCCACUACAGAGAACAUGAAGAGUCCCGAGGGACCUGGUUCUGCAGCGGACAGUCCUGCUAGCUUCUCUGACCUGGGUCGGGCCUACCAGAGUAUGGUGGGGAAUGGAGUCAACUUCCAGGGCUCCCUUCAGGCCUUCAUGGACAGCUUUGUCCUCAGCUCUAUGAAGAAGGAGAAAGAAAUGAGAGAAAGUCAGCUGCACGGUCAGCACUUUAGCCAGGAGAAUGCAGAGAUCAAGACCAAAAGAUCCAGCGAGGCCAACCAGGAAGAGAAUCCCACCAGUGACAUUAAACCAGCUGAAGGUGGCCGUUCACAGUAUGAGCCCCUGGAUUUGUCUGUUAGGCCAGAAGCGGGAACCCUUCCUGGAACCUCUAUCACCAUCCAGGAUAAUGUCGCCUGGCAUGGUUGCCUCUUCUGCUCCUUCACAACUGCCUCUGUAGAGCUGAUGGCCCUCCACCUGCAAGCCAACCACCUGGGUAAAAGCAAGUGUGGCCCAGGCAAAGAUACUAAAGAGCACCUCCUGGGAGAGCCUUCCCAUGUGGGCAAAGCGACUGGCUUGGCUCCUCCACCACCAGGCCUUCUUCAUCACCAUGAGGGAGCCCCGUCCAGGGACAGAGAGACUGAGUCUGGGGAUCCAAAGGGACAAGCAGGCUGGUCCAACCAUCUGGAUCAGCCCCCGCACGGAGCCUCCAUGGGAGCAUUCUCCAGUGACUUCUAUAAGCCCUUUGGUCCUGUGUAUGAUGGCUCUGCUAGAGGGCCUGUUGGAUUUCUGGACCAGCAGCAAAUUCAGCCUAACGACAUGGGUGGUCAGGGCCCUCUGGAUGACCUAUCCGACAAGGCUUCCUGCAGUGAGAUAGAGGCAUCUGAGGAACACGGUGGCCAGUCUGAGGAGGACGAAGUGAGUCGUGACAAAUCAUUACCCAACCCCACUGCGACAGAGAGACACAUGCAUUCAGAUGAUGAAGAGGAGGCAGAUGAAGAAGAGGAGAUGGAGAUGGGUGAUGUCGAGGAAGAGGAUCGUGGAUCCAUGCAAAUGCUUCCUGAAUCUCCAUUGUCAGGAAAGGACAUUCAAAGAUGCAAGCUAACCGUGGGCCCUCAAAGCUCUGGGCUUUCCCCUCCUCAAGCUUCCAGCCCUGAGAAGCAAUGGCAGCAGCAAGCAGGCCUGGGUCUUCUCUCUUCAAGUGGUGGUCCUCCUGGCCUGAUUAAGCCUGAUCAACCGCACCUGGAUCACCAGAUGAACAUGCUAUCUGUCCUGCGGGCCUACAGUUCAGAGAACCUCGCAGCCUUCAACGGAGGCCUUGGUGGAAGCUCCAAUGGAGGAAGCGGUGGCACCAGCAACAUGAAAAGAAAUGACCCCUCUGGUCAUGGAGGUCAGAGGCCAUUCCAGUGUCGUUACUGCCCCUACAGCGCCUCUCAGAAAGGCAACCUGAAGACCCAUGUGCUCUGCGUUCACCGCAUGCCCUUUGACAACAGCCAAUAUCCCGACCGGCGCUUCAAACGCUCCCGCAUAGACUCUGACAUCUCCGGGAACUCAGAGGAAGGGAAUCAUCAUCCCUCUGCUAGUCAAGCUAACACAGGAGAAUGUGUUUCUGGUGAUACUCCUCGUUCUGUCGAGUGAAGUGGAGUAAAAUGUGAUCCAGGGAUUUUUAGGACCUUCAAGUGACCACAUUGUGCAGACAUUCUCCUAAAAGAAUCCUCAUCAUCCUAAAAGAAACAUGAAGUUAUUCAAAAUAAUUCCUCUUUUCCCAAAAAGAAACUGGCAUUCCAUAAGUUUGGGGUUCGCAAACUCCCAUAAUCAAAGCCCUUCAGCCUCAGUAAUGUUCUGUGAAGCACAGGAUAAAGAUGAUGAAGUAGAGAAACCUGAACCCUAUUUCUGAUGAGUCUGAAACUAAAUACGCAGCUCUUAAAGGAGUUGCCUGGACUGAGCGUUGAAGAGACAUUACUGAAUAGGAAAAAUGACAACGUUUAAAAAAAAGACUGUCAUUAAAUUCCUCCGAGUGACUUUUGUCCCAAAAAUAAUGCUUUUAUCAGAAAAACGAUCCGCGCCAACGAUUUCGCGACAGUUGGAAGGGAAAGAAAGAUGGAGGGAAGCUGUUGAGCGCACCCUUCAAGAACAUGACACCACCAGUGGCCAUUUGCCCAGCGCCACUGACGCGCAGGGAUGGAGCGAGCGGACGGAGGGAUGUGGAUGGUGAAACGGGGGGGGGGAGGUUGGGGCGUUUGGUGCCAGCCUGACUGGAGCUGUCAUCACAGAGGAAAUCAAUUCAACCCCCUCCCACGCUGCUUCCAUUCACCCCCACUCUUCCCAUUCCACCUCUCCUCACUCUUUCAGAACACGUCAAGAGAAACCUUAGUCGCCUGUUCAGCCGGGCCGCAGAAGGGUCAGCUUCAGACCUGCCUGACGACUAGUAGCACUUCCCAUCAGCCUCCCUCAUUCCCUCUUGUCCUCAUCUUUCUCCUGUGAAAAAUAAAAUAUGGAAAAAAAGGUAACAUUGUAUAAUAAUACAUGGAUUUUCUUUAUUGUUGUGCAGUUUUUAGAAUGUAUAUCACUUAAAGUGGUAUGGCAGACACACAUGAAAUGUGUUUUUUUUCGCAAUCAGCACUUCUACAUCAUACAAAAGUAAUGUCAUUGUCAUUGAAGGAGGUGCAUCUUCCCUUCUAACUGGUGGACUUUGGGCAAAUACUGACCACAUGUAACCAAGAGAAUGAAUGUGUUAUUUGUGAAGUGUGAAUUAUAUGAAGGAACCGUAGCGCUUCUGUUGGCUUUAUUGACCCACGGACCUACUUUUUAUACAGUAGAGCUCUUGAGAAAGCCACUGUAGAUAUGAAGUAUAUAGAUAAUCAGUUCUCUGUUACCUGUGUGUAAUCGAAACUUCAGGCUUGCAUUCCUGACUUUGUUUUGUUUGCUCAUUUCUUUUCCCCUUAAAAGAUCAAAUUGUGCAUUUCUGACCAUAUUCAUUCCUUUUUUCCUCCUAAGUUUGAAUCACACAUCACCAUGGCCCAUUUCUGUAUGCAUCUGUUGUCCUGAAUGUUACUCUACUAGAAGAGAUUAACAACACAGGCAGUUUGAAUCCCAUGAAACCAAGCCUCUUAAAGAACAAAAUAAAGUGUAUCAACUUUCAUUGUACUUCCUUUUAUUGAAGGCUAGCAGGGGUUAGAAGGUAAAUAAGUAUGGGUAGGGGGUUAGAGAUGCAUGGGUGGUGGUGGUGGUGAGGGGGGAAGGGUGGAUAUUAAUGUUUUGUGAUAAACAGAAAUGAUCCAGACUUUAAGAAAGUCAAUAUCUUCCCGCUCAGCACAGGGAAGCUCAGCACUUAAACCCUAGGGCCUUACGGCUGCUCUAUUCAUGCCGAGAGGAGUUUAGAGGACUCACAAAUACCCGCCACACUCCUCUCUAAGCAGUAAAUAAAAACAUAAACCCUUAUCAGAGCCCUAAGACCACAACAUCUCAAGAAGAAAAAAGGAGAAGAGAUAAAGUGGAGUAGGAAAAAAAUUAUAGAAGUGGUCUAGAAGUGGCGCAUGGAGAUUUUACAGGUUCACAGAAAAUGUAGAGGUUCCAAGCAAUGGAUCUUUAAUUCACCAUAACACUUUAUUUUUUGUGGUCUGUUCUUUGUUGCUGAGGUUUUUUUUUUUGGCCCUAUUCUUUUUAUUUUGAUAGUUCUCACUGCCUUAAAUCGAGU
Molecule: messenger RNA, 7141 nt
Organism: Danio aesculapii
Lineage: Eukaryota; Metazoa; Chordata; Actinopteri; Cypriniformes; Danionidae
Gene: znf536
Product: zinc finger protein 536
Exons: 8
Coding region: 625-5082 (1485 amino acids)
Biological process (GO): regulation of DNA-templated transcription
Cellular component (GO): nucleus
Molecular function (GO): DNA-binding transcription factor activity, RNA polymerase II-specific; RNA polymerase II cis-regulatory region sequence-specific DNA binding
Source: RefSeq, a predicted model, not a curated record